Ruditapes philippinarum (Manila clam) is the source of this 1987-nucleotide messenger RNA. RefSeq lists its product as uncharacterized. The coding region runs from base 65 to 1522 and encodes 485 amino acids. Gene Ontology annotation, molecular function: zinc ion binding. The transcript is spliced from 5 exons. The record is from RefSeq and is a predicted model, not a curated record. Lineage: Eukaryota; Metazoa; Mollusca; Bivalvia; Venerida; Veneridae.
GCAUGAAUUGAAACUUCAACUGAUAGAACAACAGAUAAAAGAUAAAGAAAAUGAGCUUGGGCUUAUGCUUUAUCUUAGAUCUGCAGAAAAACAAAAAAAUCUUAAAGAGCACUUCUUGCUUGAUCUACAGAUAAAAGUUAUUGCUAAAAAUGGUGAAAGAAAUGCUGAAGGGAAUCAACGACUUUAUGAGGUAAUAAGAGACUAUAUGAAAGACAAAGAUGAUAUUACUGGUUCGUCUUUGGAUGCAAAAUCAACUGAUACACCAGUCUAUCAACUCGUAGAUUUCAUCAAGGCCAUAAAGAAAUGCCGUAUCGUUGAUAUUUCUCCCACUGAUCAUUCGUCAACAGAUAUACAAAUCAACUGCCUCAGUUCGAAUGCCAUGGAAGAUUUUCUCAAGUCUAUCAUCGGUAACGAAUUUCAACAAAAACUGUUUGACCUUAGACGAUGGCUACAAGUGCAAUAUGACAUUGAAUCGUAUGACAUAAUGGCUAAUUGCUCAUCAAAUGGCAUAGAGAAAGCAAAGCAACGUCUGCAUUUUACUGACGUAACCAGAACUUUGACUUGUUCCGAACAUCAAAAUACACAAUGUACUCUCUAUUGUCCUGACCAUGACACGUUUUUAUGUACAGCAUGCAGGGAAUCAAGACAUGGCACAUGUCUUGGAAUAAAACAAGUUAUAUCUGAAAGGUCUUACUUUGAACAGAAACGUCGUCUCAACAUCAAAAGUAUAAAAGGAUCUUAUAACGUUAGGAUAGAUAAUACUUUGAUAAAUAGAGACAACAAUGAUCAAUAUGAGUGUAUUAUCACUAGUAUGUGUAUGCUUCCUAAUGAUGAAGUUCUCCUUGCUGAUUUAAACAAUAAAAGACUGAAGAAGUUGAACAGUUCAUACACAGUAAUAAGUCACUGUGAUGUACCUGAAUCUCCCUAUACUGUAUGUUAUAUAGGCAAUGAUACAGCUGUUGCUGGUUUAAGAGGCAAUACCAUACAGUACGUAAAUGUGUCAGGUAAGAUAAACCUAAGACAUUUAGUGAAGCUAGAUCAUGGAUGUCACGAUCUAGCUUGUCACGGUGACACACUCUAUAUUUGCAGUAGAGACACAAUUUACACAUAUGACAAAAACUGUAAACAAAAGCAAGUUUUCUAUCAUUAUUGUGACAAUCUGGACAGGUUCUACAGACACUCAAUUGCUAUAAGUGACAAUGGGGAACGACUCUACUUCAAGGCAAAUACCGAUCUAACUACAAUAGAUGCCAAUGGAAAUCAUUUAUUCAACGAACAAUUUGACGGUUAUCGCUUACAUGAUAUAUGUAUGGCUGGUGAAGGUAUUGUUCUUGUAUUAGAUGCAGCAAACAACGUUCAUCAGCUGGAUUAUAAUGGAAAAAAGUAUCGGACUGCAGAUAACGUGCCAUUAAAUAUUUCAUUUUCGCAGUCUAUGCGUUUCGACAGAGAAAGAUGUAGACUUAUUGUUGGUGGUAGUGAAGACAAGAUACAUGUUUACAAAUGCGAGUGUUUGCCAAGUUAGUUAAUAAAAAUUUGAUAAACAGGGAACCAAACGAAAAAUGCAUCGCUUAUCUACUUUUGUUUAUUUAAAUUUAUAAGUUUGUAUGUUUGCUUAUUUCUUCAUCGAGUCAUUUACUUAAUAUUUGAUAUUGCACUUAUGUACCUUGAAUAUAUUUGUAAGGACAUGUAUAUAUGAGAUAACUUUUUAUAAUAAAGGUUGAAUAGUGACAAGUAUGAAACUUUUUUUAAUCCAAAUCGAGACUAUUGAACAACAAGACAAUCUUGUUAAAGGACUAACGAAUGAAUUGAUAUUGAGAUUGAUUUAUCCAGCAUAUUGUCAUUUCUACGUUGGCCUAAAGUAGAACUUAAUUUGUUUCCCCUUCCUUACCUACCGAACAAAUUUGCCCUUACCAAAAAAAAAGAAAAACAGAUUUGUUCAUGUUCUAAGGGAAUGGAAGUAUAUGUUUUCUUUCAGAAUACAACACAG